This is a messenger RNA of Carassius auratus (goldfish), 2441 nucleotides long. Its product is annotated as matrix metalloproteinase-25-like. The coding region runs from base 88 to 1881 and encodes 597 amino acids. NCBI's taxonomy places the organism in Eukaryota, Metazoa, Chordata, Actinopteri, Cypriniformes, Cyprinidae. Gene Ontology annotation, molecular function: zinc ion binding; metalloendopeptidase activity. The record is from RefSeq and is a predicted model, not a curated record. The transcript is spliced from 10 exons. Gene Ontology annotation, cellular component: extracellular matrix. Gene Ontology annotation, biological process: extracellular matrix organization; collagen catabolic process; proteolysis.
UGCAAGAGCUGCAUCAACCUCAGAAAAAAAAAGUAGAUCCUUUUGAUUGUCUGCAGCUGUUUAUUAAAUGGUAUUCCGUCCAGCAAGAUGACUUUCUCAGGAUGUCUUUGGUUGGUUUACCUGACCUGCACUUUGCUUGCGUUUGUCUCUCCGGCUCCGAUGCUGGACCAGUACUCUCAGGGUUUGGAUUGGUUGAGCAGGUAUGGAUACCUGCCCCCUCCGGAUCCCCACACAGGAAAGCUGCAGACUAAAGAAGGCAUUGAGAGAGCCAUUAAAGAAAUGCAGCGUUUCGCUGGCCUCAAAGACACAGGCAAACUCGACAGUGACACACUGAAACUGAUGAACACACCACGGUGUUCACUGCCAGACAUUAUAGGGUCUGAGGACAAGCUGAAAAAGCGGAGGAGGAAGAGAAGAUAUGCAACCACUGGGCUUCGCUGGAAAAAGUCUGAAGUCACAUGGAGCAUCCAUAAUUACCCAUCUCUCCCUCCAUUCCUCAAUCCCAGUGAAGUGAACAAUAUUAUGGCCUAUGCCCUUAAAGCCUGGAGUGAUGUGACCAACCUCGAGUUUCGUGCUACAUCCUCAAACAAGCAGGACAAAGCUGAUAUCAAGAUCUCUUUUGGUCGAAUGAACCAUGAAGAUGGGUAUCCAUUCGAUGGGAAGGGAGGGACACUUGCUCAUGCCUUCUUCCCAGGGGAGGCUGAUAUUUCUGGAGAUACACAUUUUGAUGAUGAUGAGAGCUGGACCUACAAAGCUGACUGGGGCACUGAUUUGUUUGCGGUGGCUGUGCAUGAAUUUGGUCAUGCCCUGGGUCUCUCUCAUUCCUCCGCUCAUCAUUCCAUCAUGAGGCCGUACUACCAGGGUCAUGUUGGUGAUUACGCAUCCUACAUUCUUCUGGAAGAUGAUCGUUAUGCCAUUCAGUCGCUCUACGGAAGCAAGAGAAGCACAUCAAAACCAUUCCCAAAUCUUCCCACACCUGCCUUGCCAAAACCACCGAGACCACCUCAGCCCAAACCACCUCAGCCCAAACCACCGAGUACACCUCAGCCCAAACCACCGAGACCACCUCAGCCCAAACCACCUCAGCCCAAACCACCGAGUACACCUCGGCCCAAAGUUCCAAUACAACCUGAUCCAUCAGUCCUGGACCGUUGUAAAGGAGAUUUUGAUGCAGUGGCAAACAUCAGAGGAGAAGUUUUCUUUUUUAAAGGUCAAUAUUUCUGGCGAAUCCAGCAAUCCGGUUCUCUUGUGUCCUUUGAGCCAGUUCUCAUAAAAAACUUCUGGUUCGGUCUUCCUCCCGGCACUAACAAGAUAGAUGCAGUUUAUGAAAGACAAACGGAUAGCAGGAUCAUCUUCUUCAUAGGCUCACAGUACUGGGUAUUUAAAGACAACAUGGCAAUGUCUGGCAACCCACGUCCACUGUCAGACUGGGGGCUGAUCUCUCAUGACGGAAGUGAGGUGAGGAGGGUGGAUGCUGCCUUUAUUUGGGCUCAUAAUGGAAAAACCUACAUCUUCAGUGGUGGAGAGUACUGGAGGUUCUCUGGGACUGAGAAGAGCCGUGCAGAUGCAGAUUACCCCAAAAACGCCAUCCUCUGGACGGGCGUGCCCAGUAACCCAGAUGAUAUCAUCACCGGGAGAGACGGAGAUUGCUAUUUCUUCAAGAACAACUCAUACUGGAUUCUGAAGAACGGAGAAUUAGACAAUGUCAGUCAGAAAUCAACAGCAGUCGAUUGGAUGAUGUGUCCUGAACCGACCAAACUUCCUGACAAUCCACGUCAAAGAGGAGAAUAUGACUGUGACCAGAACAGAGCCUUACAGAUGAGUGCUUCAUCCUGGUUACUGUUGAUCAUAUUACUGUUUUAUCCAGGUGUUCUUGUAUAGGGCCACUUGCAAUAACAACAACAAAAAAAAACCUUCAAACUUAUUUUUACAGAGUCUUUCAAAGCACUUAAAGUGAUAUAUAAUUUCCAAAUAGUACUACGAGCAGCUUUGCAUGGUAAAAGACAGUUUUAUAUUUUAACUAUGCACCUUUAAUGUGUAAAUAUAUUAAAAUGAAUUAUUUUAAGCUUAUUUUAGGGUAAAGUUGAAAUAAAGAGGCUGAAAUGAUAUUAAUGGAACUGUAUACAGUAAAUAAAUAAAAACCUUCAAACUUAUUUUAACAGACUCUUUCAAAGCACUUAAAGUGAUAUAUAAUUUCCAAAUAGUACUACGAGCAGCUUUACAUGGUAAAAGACAGUUUUAUAUUUAUUUUUAACUAUGCACCUUUAAUGUGUAAAUAUAUUAAAAUGAAUUAUUUUAAGCUUAUUUUAGGGUAAAGUUGAAAUAAAGAGGCUGAAAUUAAAUUAAUGGAACUGUAUACAGUAAAUAAAGCAUGCAUUGAAAAAAUGCAUGCUGGGGUCGGCCAUUGCUGGCACAGUGGUUAACCAGAAAAAAAAAAAAAA